Cyphellophora europaea CBS 101466 is the source of this 1290-nucleotide messenger RNA. RefSeq lists its product as uncharacterized. The record is from RefSeq and is a predicted model, not a curated record. NCBI's taxonomy places the organism in Eukaryota, Fungi, Ascomycota, Eurotiomycetes, Chaetothyriales, Cyphellophoraceae. The transcript has a single exon. Gene Ontology annotation, molecular function: acyltransferase activity, transferring groups other than amino-acyl groups. The coding region runs from base 1 to 1290 and encodes 429 amino acids.
AUGGCGCCCGGCGAGCUCGCUUCUCAUACCCUGAUAACCUAUCCCACGGAGACCUUCUCCUCCACAGUAAUCUCGGUCCCUCUGACGGAGCCGCAGAUUCAUCUCCUUGUCAAGAACAAACUCAUUCCAUUGUUACCCUACCCGCUGGUCGUCGUGCGCCGUAUUCAAUGGGAACUUCGCCACCCAUCCCCGGCCGCACAAGUCUAUCUGGCACUAUACGCUUUAACCUCGUUUGACGUUACGCCCACGACCUCUCGCACUGAGCUUCAAUCACAACUCACAAGCUGGCUUUCCGAACCGGCGACCUCCCCACCGCCUCCUACGGCCCCAUUCCUAGUAUCGUACCUGAAUCUUCUUCCUGCCGGACAGACGCAAUCUUGGGUCUUCAGUACCAGCGAGAUCCCUCCUUCGCACGCGCCACCUUUCGCCAGCUUCGCAAACGCAUUGGAGGUCUUGACCGGCGACACUGUUCCCCUCGUGGCAUCUUACCCGCCACCCCCAUCAGACCCCAUCACAUAUCCACCAACUCAGCCGGCCACGGCACCGAUACCCUUGCUACGCCACCUCUUCACCCACAUUCUUACGCAUCUCAUCCCCCAGCGCCCAGCCGAGCCGCCCGCAGAUUGGCUCUGGCUUCGCGACAACAAGAAGUACCUCUCGCAGCCGUACUCGACGCGCAAAGUCCUUUUCGGCUCCAUUCACUCCAGCCUCAUACCAUGGUUCAGCCUGCCCAGCACCACGAGACGUGAUGGCCAGUAUGUGAAGCUACUGAUGCCGCCUGGGGCAUGGGAUCCAGCCGCAAACGCAUCGCGAGUAGCGCCCAGGGUGGAUUUCAGCGGCGCGCCUUUCGGUUAUGAGCUCGGCACGCUCGUUGACGCGGAACUGCAAACCGUGUUGGACCGCUCGCCUAUACCGCGCACGCUGGGUACGUUGCGCGAGAUGCCGAAUGUUGGGCUCUAUACAUCGACCGGGCCGAGGGAGUGUGUAGGUUGGGGAUUUCUCUCCAAAGAUGGGUCGCUGUCCUCGCUGCAUGUGGAGGAGGCGCAUCGCAAGAAAGGGCUGGCGACGUGUCUUGGUCGGGAGCUGUUGGCCUUACAGGCCCAGCAUUUCUCCGUGAAGGGCGUAGAGGACGCGUACGGCGCGUGGUGGGGCAUGGCGGAUGUGGAGGAGAAUAAUGUGUCGAGCCGAAGGGUGAUGGAGAAGCUGGGCGCCGAAGUGUGGUGGGGGAUACAGUGGGUGGAGAUCGAUGUCGGUAUCGUCUUGGGUGGAUUGGAGAAAGUCGAGGUCUGA